Phytophthora nicotianae INRA-310 is the source of this 490-nucleotide messenger RNA. RefSeq lists its product as hypothetical. The annotation marks the transcript as partial. Lineage: Eukaryota; Oomycota; Peronosporomycetes; Peronosporales; Peronosporaceae. The transcript has a single exon. The record is from RefSeq and is a predicted model, not a curated record.
AAUGGCACUAAACGUGAAUAUUCCGUCGACGAAUGGUCUUCACGUCGAGUUUACUGCCGGCUGGAAGUGCUUGAAGUUCUACGGCUGCAACUGGUGGAAACCGGCCACUGGAGUCUAUUGGGCACGUCUUCCUGAAAACGCUUUCGCCGCGUUCCAUGAGUCCACAACAUGCUACGCUGGGGGAAAACCCAAAACUCGUGUCUACUACACAAAACAGGGAGAUAUCUGGGGUAGUCAUGCGUUUGAGACACCAAUGGCAAUCCGGUCCAUGAUGAUCGGGUUUAACAAAAACUACACGCGCAGACCUAGGAUUAUCUACUAUGAUCCUCAUUGCCGUCUUAUCGACACCGAUUACGAAAAUUCAACAUAUGAUGGAGCUACCAACAAUGAAGACGUUGAGAUGGCUGCGAACUCAUCGGGUCUGUGGAGUGACGACGAUACCACUAACGGAGGUCUGUCGUCGAACUGGACUACCCGUCUUCCAGAGUGA